AUGGCCAAGACUUUCCAAUUCCAGGACAUCCAAGUCAACUCGCCAGGCUUCGGCGCCAUGGGCCUGAGUUUCGGCCUGGGAAGCAAUCUGAGCUUGGAAGAAGCUGAACCCGUUCUACUUAAGGCAAUUGAGCUCGGAUGCACAUUCUGGGAUACAGCAGUUGUUUACCAGGCUGGUGUUAACGAGAAGCUUCUCGGCGACUUCAUCAGAAAGCACAACGUGCGGGACAAGGUGUUCAUCGCUUCCAAGUGUGGAUUUGACGUUUUUGGCUCCGGCGGUAUCACCAACUCUGCUUCUCACAUCAAGCAGUACAUUGAGGGCACUAUCGAGAGACUUGGUUUCACUCCUGACCUCUACUACCUUCAUCGCAUUGAUCCCAACACGCCCCUCGAGGAGUCCAUCACAGCGCUCGAUGAGAUCCGCAAGGCGGGCAAGACGAAGUACAUCGGUCUUUCUGAGUGCUCAGCGGCCACCCUUCGCAAGGCCAACUCAAUUGCCAAGAUCGAUGCGCUUCAAGCCGAGUACUCAGCUUUCGAGACUAUCCACGAGACUGACGGUUUGAUUGAAGCUGCAAAGGAGCUCGGAGUUGCAUACGUGGCUUACAGCCCCCUGGGUCACGGAUGGCUCGUUGAUGACUUCCAGUACAAGAGCCCAGACGACUUUGCACCCAACGAUUUCCGUCGUGGAAGUCCCAAGUUCCAAGGCGAGAACUUCUACAAGAACAAGGCUAUUGUCGAUGAGAUCAAGAAGCUUGCUGUGCGCAAGGGAGUCACGCUGCCUCAGAUUGCCCUUGCCUGGGUUGCCGCUCAGGGAAUGAUUCCUAUUCCUGGCACAACAAAGGCCAAGAGAUUAGAAGAGAACUGGGUAUCAAGAGACGUUGUUUUCUCCGACGAGGAGAGGGUGGAGAUGCGGAAGAUUAUCGAUGCGGCCAAGCCGCAUGGAAACAGAUACAACCCAACCCAGCAGGCUAUGGUUGGGCACUAA
Messenger RNA from Colletotrichum tamarilloi, 984 nucleotides. Its product is annotated as alcohol dehydrogenase. The record is from RefSeq and is a predicted model, not a curated record. The coding region runs from base 1 to 984 and encodes 327 amino acids. Lineage: Eukaryota; Fungi; Ascomycota; Sordariomycetes; Glomerellales; Glomerellaceae. Gene Ontology annotation, cellular component: cytoplasm. The transcript has 6 exons.